AUAAACAAAUUCCUCAUAGAAAGAAACCCUCGACAGGCUGUAUUUUUCCAGAUUUCAGGAAAUAUAUAUACAUUUAUAAUGAAGUACAUAUCUUGUACAUAUGCCAUAUGCUAAUUAGUUCAUUAUGCUAUGAAUGAAAUUGCAUUACUAAUAUUAGAAAGUUUGCGUUUUAGCAGACACCGUAACGUAACGAUAUACCAAAUUCAUCGGUGUACGCGUUAUAUUAUAAUUAUUGGAAAAUGUUUAAUAUGAUGGCUUCAACUGCAGCUCCAACUAGCAUUACUGCCAGUACCGGAGCUUUUCCAGAUGGCAUGUCGGAUUCAGUAGUAUUCUGUAAAAAUGAUCUACCAGCAGACGGUUACAUGACAAUGGAAAGCAUACGGCGGCAAGGAAAACUCUGCGACGUGACAUUGAAGGUUGAAGACCACAAAUUUACAGCACAUCGCAUCGUAUUGGCGGCUUCCAUUCCAUACUUCCAUGCAAUGUUUACCACAGAUAUGGUGGAAAGCAAGCAAGAAGAAAUUACCAUGUCUGGCAUUGAUCCAAGUGCCUUGGAAGUCCUAGUGAAUUUUUCAUACAGUGGUCGUGUUAUUAUCAACACCCAGAAUGUCCUAUCUAUACUUGUCUGUGCUAAUUUCCUCCAACUCCAAGUCAUAAAAGAAGCUUGUUGCAGUUUUCUCAAAGAUCGCUUGGACCCUUCCAACUGCCUUGGUAUACGUCGGUUUGCAGACACCAUGGUGUGUGGAGAUUUAUUCCAGGCUUCCACUAGUUUCCUUCAUAAGCAGUUUGUAGAUGUCUCAUCCUCAGAUGAGUUUAUGAUGCUGAGUAAGGCUGAUUUCAUUGAGAUCCUAGAGAUGGACGGGCUCAAUGUCACGGGGGAGGAACAGGUGUUCGACGCUCUUAUAGGAUGGGUGAAACACGAUGAGGAGGUGAGACAGGAAUAUAUGCCAGAAUUACUUGGUCUAGUAAGACUACCUCUGAUACGGCCUCAGGUUCUUACAGAUCAUAUAUCAACGGAAGAGAGGGUCAAAGCUUGCCAUAAAUGCAGGGACCUAGUAGACGAAGCUAAAGACUACCAUUUAAUGCCAGAAAGACGUUCUCUUCUUCAAAGUAAACGCACCAAACCUAGAUGCUGCAAUGACAUUUCGGGUCUUAUCUAUGCAGUAGGAGGCCUAACACGCUCAGGUGAAUCAUUGAAUGCAGUAGAAGUCUAUGAACCUGUCAACGAGACUUGGAGUGUGACCAAGCAGAUGACAACGAGACGUAGCCGGGUUGGCGUAACGGUAUUAUCAGGACGAUUAUAUGCUGUAGGAGGAUAUGAUGGUCAUUCUAGACUGAACACAGUAGAAGUCUUUGAUCCUAUUAGCAAUGAAUGGUGGGAUGUAGCACCCAUGAAUCAUAGGAGAAGUGCCCUUGGAGUAGCAGCACUAGAUGGCCGUGUCUAUGCCUGUGGUGGGUAUGAUGGGAUAUCAUCUCUCAGCUCUGUGGAAUGUUAUGACCCAGAAACUAACAAGUGGUAUGUUGUUGCUGAUAUGACAAAGUCAAGGAGUGCUGCUGGUGUCGCUGUUCUCAGUGGAGAGAUCUUUGCUGCCGGUGGACACGAUGGUCUUCAAAUAUUUAGCACAGUGGAGUGCUUCAAUCGAUUCACCGGUCGCUGGACAGUGGUACAACCCAUGCAGAGUAAGAGAUGUCGUCUCGGAGUCACAUCUUUCAAUGGUAAACUCUACAUCUGUGGCGGUUACGACGGCUCGAAGUUCCUCAACACCGUUGAAGUGUAUGAUCCUGUAGCAAACGCUUGGACCUAUGCAGCACCCAUGAACUCUCGAAGGAGUCGUGUAGCUCUGGUUGCCAAUAGAGGGCGACUGUAUGCAGUUGGAGGUUAUGACGGACUUACGAAUCUGAACACUGUAGAGAUGUAUGAUCCUCAAAAGGAUGUAUGGACUUUUGUAUCACCGAUGCAGUCGCAUGAAGGAGGCGUAGGUGUUGGUGUUAUACCCCUUUCUGUGUGAUUGCGCAACUUUUGUUGUCAUCUCUUAAACUUCUCAGACACUGAAUUCUUCAUUCAUUGAAAGGUGCCACACAACCAAUAAUUUGACAUUCCUUGUUCCAAACUUUGUGGGAAUAAGCAAAUUCCAAGCUUCAAAAUGGUAUGCAGUUUGCCAUGACUUGAUGGAGAAAUUUCUUAUGAAAUACCUUGGAGGAUGUGAGAAAGUCUGAUGAGUAUCUUUCAAGAAUAAUGGUGAAAAUGAGUCUUGAAUAGUGAGAUCACUAACGUUUAUUAACAAGUUAUAGCCACAGCAAAAAGAAAAAAAGAGGUAAAUCAAAUAUCCUUAUGAUACAUUAUGAAAGGAUUUUGGAUUAAAGGGGUACUCCAGGUAAAAAAAAAAUGAUUUGAAGAGACAGAGUCAAAUUAGACAAACAUAAAAUUGAAAAUUGCAUCAAUAUUGGAUAUGGAAUAUGUGACAUUUGAAAGUUAAGCAUUAUUUCUGUAAAACUGUUACAUUCAUGUCAUGAAUAUUCAAUGAGCUAGCUGAUGAUGUCAUAUCCCCAAUUAUUUUUAUUUAUGUUAUGAUAUGAAAUUGUUUGUAUUUAAAUUUUGUAAUUCAGGAAUGUAUGUAUAAAAGAUUGACUUCUGCUCUGAUAUGUAAGAUUAUCAUUGCUGAAAAUUUGUUACAAGGGAGAUACGCUCUACACACAUGCAUGGAAAUCCAUGAAUUAUCGUGUAAUGAAAUAAGAAAAGGAAUGCACAUGGCAUCAUCAGCUCACAUGCACAGCUGUUUUCACAAAAUGUUGCUAAACUUGAGAAUUCAAUUUUUUCUCUUCAGAAUUUUAUAUUUUGUUUUGUUCAUUUGUUUUUAUUUUCUUUAUUCAGAUAUAAUUAUUUUCAGUCUGGAGUAUCCCUUUAAGCUGAAAAGUUACAUAACCUUUGAAUGCAUAUCUUGUCAUGAUUUCAACUUUCAAAUUCUAAGACCUCCUAAUUGAAUGGUCAGUUUCCUGCAGGCUAUCUUACUGACUUUCUUUGGAUUCCCAGCAGCUUAUGAGGUAUUUUUUGUAGUAUGCAUAUAUGUCAGGUAAUUUUUAACCCCUUUAAAAGAUAAUUUUUAGACCACAUCUUAUGAGGUAUUGUUAUGUAGUAACUAGUAUGUACUAUAGCACAUAACUUUUAUCCCCUUAAAAGAUCAUUUUUAGACCAUAUCUGACCCUGAAAUUAGCGUGGUGGAUAUGAUCGUUCUUAGGAUUUCAUAUUUUACCUUUCUAAUCUGGCAAUAAUAUUUAUAGUAUACAGUAGAUCAAGUAUCCAACAUUCAACUUCUCUUCUUCACAACACCUAUUUAUGCAGGAGGUUCACCGUCUUCAAUAUUCAACUUCUCUUUUUCACAACACCUAUUUAUAAAGGAGAUUUACUGUCCUCAACAUUCAAAUUCUCUUUUUCACAACACCUAUUUAUGAAUGAGAUUCACUGCAAUGAACAUUCAACUUCGCAAACAAAGAUAGGUCAUAUGCUCUUAUAUACUUUGUCUUCUACAUAACUAUCAUGAAUGAGAGAUGAUCCUUUUUACAUCACAGGAAAACACAACACAUGUACACUACAUAUUGGUUUGGAACCAACCUGCAGUCUCGGUCCUCUAACGAUGAAGAGAAACAGAACUUCCUAAUAAAAAUCACGUUCUUUUGAAUUUCACCACCUUAAAAUACACUCUGAGAUAAAACUCGAUGUACUGAAGAGUACAUUGCUUAUAAAUUGAUGUUCUCUGCUUAAAUUCUUAUAUGUUGAAAACCAGUAGAGAAAUGGAAACUAAUAACUCCUUGUGUAUUAUGUGUGCAUUCUUUACUGACAACGACUCACUUGAUCACUACUUAGGCAAAGUAUUUCGGAAUGCAGUCUAACCCAUGUAUGAGAAUGCAUUACUUUUUUCUAAACAUCUGAUAUGAACACAGCAGUCCUAAACCAAAUAUCCAUAUUGCAUUUAUUUGGAUUUAACAUACUUAAUUUACAGAUGUUACUGAGUAAUACACGUUUUGCUAUUACUUGUGAUGUUCAUAAUUAAUGGUGAACUUGAAUCCAGUUAAUCUUCCUUUGCUCAUGCAAGUUAUAAAUGUUUCAAGAACUGAUUUGUUCAAUAAAUUUGAAUUUAGCAGUCACAAAUAGGACUGAAAUAUCCAGAUUUAAGAUAUAUCAUAUAUAUGCUUACUCAGUAUUUGCACAUUUUUCUUGAAGUUGUGAUUUUUACAAUAUGAUCUGGAAACCAAAAAACUCUUUCCCUGAUCAUGCAUCAGUAUCAACGCAUGCAUGCAUUGCAUACAUGCUUGUCUCUCUCUUGUCUUUUUAUAAGAGUCGAGAGGGCUACUAGCAGUGACCCCCUUGUUGAAAAGUUCUAUACAGAAUGUUUUAAUGGCAGUGUAUUACAUAUUAGGUACAUAUAUUUUGCAUAUAACUUCAUAGAUAUGACAUAGCCUUUUUUUUUUCUUACACAGUACAUCAAACACUGCUGUAACAAACAACAUAUUAAUGUUGAAUUAUCUGGAUAUUAUAUACUCUAACUAUAGGUGUCAAUGAGUAAUAUGCAAUUUACUUAUAGUUUUGAUGUUUAUUAGCAUCUGAAUAUGAUAUACUUUAUUCAUACAAUGAAUAGGAUAUUCAGUAACUUAACAUUACUAUAGUUGUGGUGGAAGCUUAUAACUCACUGACUGUCAAUGAUACUUUGAGUUACUCUAGCUUAAGGAUAUUGCGACAUAAGCCAGCAGCGCUACCCUCGUUAUACAUGUAUACCAUUAUACUUCAUUUAAACUGCAGGGACUGCGUUGUCUUAGAUACAUGUAAACAUGAAUGCAGCUGUCACAACAAAGAAACAGGACUGAAUUCAUACAUGUAAGCGUACUUGAGUAAAGUAAGCGCAUAAUUCUUAAACACUCCUGUGAUAGAAUAUUUAGAUAGUAACCUUACCCAUAUUGCAUUACUUAAUCACUAAAUAUAAAAAAUCACAGAACAUGGGUUUGAGACAGCCUUUUAUUGAUGUUUUUUCUAUACAUUCAAUAAGAACACACUACUUACAAAUAGAAUAUCAACAAUGAAUUAUUUGAAAUUACAACAGUCAAAUGUGUACUGAAUAAUAUACAUUUUGCUAAUAGUUGCACCAUUUAUACUCUAAAUUCAGGUGUUACUCAAUACAUUUUGCUCAUAAUCUUGAUGUUUAUAUAAGUAUUCGAAUUUAAUAUAUUCCAUUCAUAUACAUUUGCUGAGUAACUUCACAUUUUCUUAUAGUUGUAAUGGAAGCCAAAAACACAGUUGUUCCUUAUUCAUGUAUCAUGUGCGAAAUCAUUUAUAUUCCAGCUAGGAGCUGACAGUGAAUGACACCUUGAGUUUCUCAGGCUUAUCUAUGUUUGAUGUAUCAUGUAUUUUCAUUUAAACUGCAGGGUCUGUGUUGUUUUAAGAUGAACAUGCAUUUAGCAGUCAUAAACAGGACUGAAUUAUUCGGAUGUAAUCCAUACAUACACUUAAGUUAACGCACACUUAAGUUAACGCAUACUUAUAAACAUAGAAUAUGGAGUAUUUUAGAUAGCAAUACACAUAAUACACACAAUUCAAUACACUUAUACUCAUGUACAUACAUGUAAUAAACAAUAUGAACAAAACAGUAAGCUACAGAACAUCAACACUUAAUCAACAUGUCUUACAUUUACUUUUACAUUCACUCAAUUAUCACAAUCACCAUAAUCCUUAAUUGAAGUGCUGACUGACCCUAAUCAUAAUAAUAAUCAUAAUUCAAUAUAAACAUGUAGUUCAACAUUUUACCUCCUUAUGCCUCCAGGGUAAAAUGAUCCAUUUUCCAUGACGCUUUUUUGUCUCGCCUGCAUAGCAGAGCGAGACUAUAGGCGCCGCUUUUCCAACGGCGGCGGCGUCAACUUCAAAUCUUAACCUAAGGUUAAGUUUUUGAAAUUACAUCAUAACUUAGAAAGUAUAUGGACCUAGUUCAUGAAACCUGAACAUAAGAUUAAUCAAGUAUGUUAGGAGAAUUAUUUUCAAAAUCUUAACCGAAGGUUAAGUUUUUGAAAUGACAUCAUAACUUAGAAAGUAUAUGGACCUAGUUCAUGAAACUUGGGCAUAAGGUUAAUCAAGUAUUAGUGAACAUCCUGCUCAAGUUUCAGGUCACGUGACCAAGGUCAAAGGUCAUUUAGGGUCAAUGAACUUUGGUCAAGUUGGGGGUAUUUGUUGAAUUACUAUCAUAACUUUGAAAAUUUAUGGAUCUAGUUCAUGAAACUUGGACAUUAGGUUAAUCAAGUACCACUGAAUAUCCUGUGCGAGUUUCAGGUCACAUGACCAUGGUCAAUGGUCAUUCAAGGUCAAUGAACUUUGGCCGUGUUGGGGGUAUUUGUUAAAUUACCAUCCUAACUCUGAAAGUUUAUGGAUCUAGUUCAUAAAACUUGGACAUAAGAGUAAUCAAGUAUCACUGAGCAUCCUGUACGAGUUUCAGGUCACAUGACCAUGGUCAAAGGUCAUUAAAGGUCAAUGAACUUUGGCCGUGUUAGGGGUAUUUGUUGAAUUACCAUCCUAACUCUGAAAGUUUAUGGAUCUAGUUCAUAAAACUUGGGAUAUAAGAGUAAUCAAGUAUCACUGAAUAUCCCCUGUGAGUUUCAGGUCACAAAACCAAGGUCAAAGGUCAGUUAAGGUCAAUAAACUUAGGCCAUGUUGGGGUAAUUGUUGAAUUGCCAUGAUCAUAACUUUGAAAGUUUAUGGAUAGAGUGAAUGAAAUGUGGACAUGGGUGUAGUUCACAAGUCUUAAGUCACCGUUCAAAUGUCAUUUAUGGUCAAUGAACGUGGUAUUAUGUCAUUAUAUGAAUGGUGUUUUUGUGAAUGAUUAUUUUAUAGUAGUUUUCAAAGUUAGCACUGCUGCUAUAUUAAAUCGCGUAAUGCAGGUGAGACAGCCAGAGGCGUUCCACUUGUUAUUACAAUCAUUUAUUUAUUUGUAUGUUAUUUAUUUAAUCGUAGUAGUAUUCGUAUUCGUACUAGUGAUGGUUUUAUCAAUAACAGUACUAGUUUUUAUAGUAGUUUUUAUAGUAGUAGGAUUAGUUUUAAUGUAUCCAUGCAUACCAAUACAUCUCUUUUAUAUUAAAAAACGUAAUUAAACUCAAUUUGUUACAAGGGAGAUACGCUCUACACACAUGCAUGGAAAUCCAUGAAUUAUCGUGUAAUGAAAUAAGAAAAGGAAUGCACAUGGCAUCAUCAGCUCACAUGCACAGCUGUUUUCACAAAAUGUUGCUAUAAACUUGAGAAUUCAAUUUUUUCUCUUCAGAAUUUUAUUAUAUUUUCAGUCUGGAGUAUCCCUUUAAGCUGAAAAGUUACAUAACCUUUGAAUGCAUAUCUUGUCAUGAUUUCAACUUUCAAAUUCUAAGACCUCCUAAUUGAAUGGUCAGUUUCCUGCAGGCUAUCUUACUGACUUUCUUUGAAUUCCCAGCAGCUUAUGAGGUAUUUUUUUGUACAUGUAGUAUGCAUAUAUGUCAGGUAAUUUUUAACCCCUUUAAAAGAUAAUUUUUAGACCACAUCUUAUGAGGUAUUGUUAUGUAGUAUGUACUAUAGCACAUAACUUUUAUCCCCUUAAAAGAUCAUUUUUAGACCAUAUCUGACCCUGAAAUUAGCGUGGUGGAUAUGAUCGUUCUUAGGAUUAUCUUACCUUUCUAAUCUGGCAAUAAUAUUUAUAGUAUACAGUAGAUCAAGUUUGUGUAUAGUAGGGUGCACGAAUUCCACAGCACUAAUAAACAAUAAUUUCAUGCAAUAGUUGCUCCAAUUCUGAAACACAGUUUUAAGUACAAGUUAAGUUUUAUGUAAUGAAGUAUAUCA
Messenger RNA from Lytechinus pictus (painted urchin), 7837 nucleotides. RefSeq names its product kelch-like protein 18. The record is from RefSeq and is a predicted model, not a curated record. Gene Ontology annotation, molecular function: protein binding. NCBI's taxonomy places the organism in Eukaryota, Metazoa, Echinodermata, Echinoidea, Temnopleuroida, Toxopneustidae. The transcript has 10 exons. The coding region runs from base 240 to 2009 and encodes 589 amino acids.